AACAUGAGCAAUAAUAGCACGACUUUUGUAUUGAUGUUAUUUGAGCUUUGGGGAUCCUAUAUCGUGGUUAUACCAGUGUAGGUGUAUACAAUAUACUACAGUAUUUGUAUUGAAAGAAUCUCAGGGUAAUUUUGUCCUCAAACUUGUAAUCAGAGUUUAAUUAAAACUUAGACAUCCUUGAUUCGCGGGGAUAUUGAGUGCAUGCAUGCUCGGAUGUACAAGCCAUCGAAAGCAACUAACGUGGAAUGUAGCGUAUCCAUAUUGGACAGUAACUUACACUUGUGGUCUAGCACAAAUGAAAACCUCAGCUGGUACCCGAAAUCUUUUCCUCAUACUGGAGUCAGAGGUAUAUGUUGUUUAGUUCGUCUCGUCGUUGGUUUUCACGUGCAAAACAGAUACAUACAUACAUAUACAGGGGGUGUUGUUCAUCAGAUCAUCGUAGUCUUGAAAGGUUGUUUCCACACAAAUGUUCAGGACGAUAGUUUUCGAACAUCAUUUGAACGUCAAGGGCACAUGCAAUACUACGUAAAUACUUCUAACAUACACGCGUAACCUCAGUCACCGAAGUUGUCAUCCAUAGUCAGACAUACGCUUGUUUUGAAACAUCACAGGUUCGUCCAUUCUACUUCACGGUCGCUCGUUUG
Aphanomyces astaci is the source of this 644-nucleotide messenger RNA. RefSeq lists its product as hypothetical. The transcript has a single exon. NCBI's taxonomy places the organism in Eukaryota, Oomycota, Saprolegniomycetes, Saprolegniales, Verrucalvaceae. The record is from RefSeq and is a predicted model, not a curated record. Bases 202 to 552 code for a protein of 116 amino acids.